This is a messenger RNA of Mya arenaria, 1093 nucleotides long. RefSeq names its product troponin C-like. Gene Ontology annotation, molecular function: calcium ion binding. Bases 191 to 691 code for a protein of 166 amino acids. The transcript has 6 exons. Gene Ontology annotation, cellular component: cytoplasm. Lineage: Eukaryota; Metazoa; Mollusca; Bivalvia; Myida; Myidae. The record is from RefSeq and is a predicted model, not a curated record.
AAAUUUCGUGACAUUAAGAUGUCAAAUGUAGAAUUACUAGGAUACAUGAUAUGUUAAUGGAUUUAAUGUCUUUUAAUGAAUAGAUUCCCGUUGGAAUUAUAAAUCAAUUAUAGAUUCAAUUCGUACUGCGUUUAUUAUUUUUAUCAUUUUGGUUCGCUGUAAAAGAUCGUUUAAGCGAUUUAAAUCAUAGAUGGAAUUAGCCGUGAUGACCAACGAAAUGAAGGAAAUUUGUGCCAAAGUGUUUGCGGUUAUUGACGUCAAAGGGCGCGGAAGUAUACCACGUGACCAAAUACCACUCGCACUGCGCAUGCUGAACCAUAAUCCAAUCGACAGUGAGGUUGAACGUUUACUCGUGGAUACUAACACUGAGCUCAAUUACGACGAGUUUUACCAGCUGGUAACGGGGCGGAUGCGGCUGCCAAGUCCGGAAGAACAGAGGCAAGAACUUCGGGGAGCCCUUGCCGUCUUUGACAUCGAAAAUACAGGGGCGAUUGACAAGGAUGUGUUUGUUGCCAUACUGACACAGCUUGGAAACAUGAAAAUUGGAGAGCGGGAGGCGGCCUCGUGGGUCGAGCUUCUAGACAGACACAGAGACGGACGUCUUCGGAUAGCAGAGUUGGAAGAGCUGUUUGUCUGUGAAGAUGACGUUAAGGCGACGUUAAACGGAAACCAGACGUGGGAGCUUGUAUGAAGAUACUAUUGGGCGAGGUGUUUCUAAUUAAACUAUUCUACUUGGUUACUUGACUUUGCAUUUACGGCUAUUUAGAAUGUAGUGUCCAAGAACACGCGGGACUUUUUUGUUUAAUUAAUGAUAAAUGAACAUAGUGGUUCGUCUCCCAUGCAAGGAAAUAAUCAAUAAAAUGAACCACAAAAAGAAGUCGUACAAGUCUGCAAUAUUCAGAAUUACAAGUUUAACUGGUGCUCUGUAGUCGUGAUUUGCUACUUGCAUUUUAUUUUUCUUCAUGUUUGAUCCCUUUGACAACAUGAACUUUGAAAGUAGAUAUGUUUUAAAUGAAAUCGAUUUUGAUUUUAAUUAAUGAAAGUAAUAUUCUUGCAUGUUACUUUAUUCAAUAAACAGUGAAAAACAACGUUA